This is a messenger RNA of Misgurnus anguillicaudatus (oriental weatherfish), 3851 nucleotides long. RefSeq names its product cell division cycle 14Ab (gene cdc14ab). The record is from RefSeq and is a predicted model, not a curated record. Gene Ontology annotation, biological process: protein dephosphorylation. Lineage: Eukaryota; Metazoa; Chordata; Actinopteri; Cypriniformes; Cobitidae.
GUCCCUUUAAGAUUUCUCUUUUGACUCUUCGCGACCAUGGCACGAGAAAGAUUUCCACCUAUUGAGCACGACGGAGUACCAGUGUAGCAAAUCGCGUCUCAAAUCUGUCCAAAACUGAGAUAUAACUCGGCGGAUGGUGCUUUGGAGGCAAGGGAUGAAUCUCAAACGCUAGCAAUUCAAACACUUUUACGCGGGAGACGAUCUGGGAUGACGCAGGUUGGGUUAUUUUACGAGAUUAAGAAGUUGCCGUAGUUGUUUUCUCGUGGACGCACGGUCAACCACAACAGUAAGAAGUUUACUUAGUGCUUUCGCCGAUCGAGAAGACAAUAUCAAUAUUUAUAAACACGCGUGGGAGAAUGCCACCCGACGUCAGUGCCUUACUUUAACAUUUCGUUGAGCUUUUUUGUUCUUAAAACUACACUGCACAUUUGCACCAUCAGUUAAGAGAGAAGUUGCAUUGCAUCCGUGGGGAGGAAGCAGGUUUUUAAACCAGCAAGACGUCGUUUCGUAGCUUUCGUAGAUGACACUCAAUCACUUGAAACAUUCAGCGAUACUCAAUACGUUAUUUAAAAUGACAGAGGAUAACGAUUUGAUAGGUGCAUCGGAGUUCAUUAAAGAUCGGCUCUACUUUGCCACUUUAAGGAGCAAGCCGAAAAGCACCGCGAACACACAUUACUUCAGCACGGAUGAGGAGUUUGUGUAUGAAAAUUUUUAUGCAGAUUUCGGACCCCUCAACCUUGCUAUGCUGUACCGGUACUGCUGUAAACUCAACAAAAAGCUUAAGCUUGCAAGCUGUUCUUCUUUCGUGUGUUCAUGUUAUGGAAUAUUGAAGUCUUUCACACUGACCAGAAAGAGGAUUGUGCACUACACCAGCUUUGACCAGCGCAAAAGGGCUAACGCCGCUGUGCUCAUCGGUGCCUAUGCUGUGAUUUACCUGAAAAAAACGCCAGAAGAAGCUUACAGAGCCCUGAUAUCCGGAUCCAACGCCUCGUAUCUCCCAUUCAGGGAUGCUUCAUUUGGGAAUUGCACACACAAUUUGACUGUUCUCGACUGUUUGCAAGGCAUUAGGAAGGCCCUUCAGCACGGAUUCUUAAACUUUGAGACGUUUGAGGUCCACGAGUAUGAACAUUAUGAGCGUGUAGAGAAUGGUGAUCUGAAUUGGAUCAUCCCUGGCAAACUUCUUGCAUUCAGCGGGCCACAUCCGAAAAGUAAAGUAGAAAACGGUUAUCCCCUCCACGCGCCCGAGGCUUACUUCCCUUAUUUCCGCAAACACAACGUCACCACCAUAGUCCGUCUCAACAAGAAGAUCUAUGACGCCAAGCGUUUCACGGACGCCGGGUUUGAUCACUACGACCUGUUCUUCGUGGACGGCAGCACGCCCAGCGACGUCAUCACCCGACGCUUUCUGCACGUGUGCGAGAGCACGGAUGGGGCGGUCGCCGUGCACUGCAAAGCCGGUUUAGGCCGUACAGGCACUCUGAUUGGCUGUUACCUCAUGAAGCAUUACCGUUUCACGGCCGCAGAAGCCAUCGCCUGGAUACGCAUCUGCAGACCAGGUUCGGUCAUCGGACCCCAGCAGCAUUACCUGGAAGAGAAACAGGCGACUCUCUGGGCCCAUGGAGAUAUUCACAGAUCCAAGCAGAGGCAGCACGAGGAACGAUCUGUCCCUCACCUCAUCUCCAGUAUGGACAACCUCUCCAUGAACACCUCCAUCUUUAAAUCUAAAAGUGUGGACCGCAUGGAAGAUAACGAUUACGCAGAGAAUGACCUCGGGAUGACUCAAGGAGACAAACUGCGUGCCUUAAAGGGUCGACGGCAACCGAGGUCUGCUACGACUGGAGCUAUAAGGCUUGAAGACAUGAAACUGCACACCAGAUCCCCAUCACAGCCUCUCAGCAGGACAAAGCCGACAGUCACUGGCCAGGGCUCCGCAUCUCCCCUAAAGUCAUCCAAAGUCACAUCAUCCUCCGCUUCUGCCUCAGCCAAGCGAAUCAGCCGCACCUCCUCCUCAUCAACCACCAACCUUAAGAGCACCCGGUUAGCCAACUCUCUGGGUAACCUGUACGAACCCGACGAUGAAGCCCACAGCUCUGUGAAACAGCCCUCCUCCUCUCCGUUCACUUCCUCUUCCCACACCCUCCGUUCAGCCUACAACGGCCCCCACAAUUACCACUAUGAGGUCAACAAUAAUCAGUAUAACACAUCCAGCACCCACAAUACCAGUUUGGUGAGCCCAAGCAGUGGGGCGAAAAGUCUGACCUUCAACCUCAAUCACACCAGCACGGUGGGAUCUUCCACCCUCGGAAGGCUGGGGGCCGAGGAACAGGGGGCCCACAGGAGCCCCUCGACGGGGCUUAGCGGGCUCUCGGCACGCUACCUCAGCCGGUCCAUUCCCUCACUUCAAACUGAGUAUGUUCAAUACUAAAUCCGCGACUCUCCGCUGACCGCCUAUCUGGUUCUGACCCGGACAACCUCACUGUGACCUUCACAUCACGUCAAAGGAUACCGAUCCAGGAGGAGGUUUGAAACUUUAGUGGGUGCCUUUGACGGCCUCGGCGACUGGACUUCUAUCAUGCUAUAACAUGAUUGAACUGAUCUGGAGUCUAAAAUGAUCUGGCCAUCAACUAUUUCUUUUUUUAUCAAUGAUUUUCAUGUAUGAACACACACGGUUGUACUGAAAAAGAUGUCUAUUUUAAGAUAAAGAAUUUUGUACUCGCUAUUUUAUCUUGUGCUUGACGACAAACACGUUUUGUUUGAGAUAUUUGUGUGUCGAUUAGGGAAUCUGUUGUGACGCAAAUAUCAAGAGUCUACUUGCCGAAUAACAAGUGCGGGGGCUAUUUUUGAAAGGUGCAAAAUGGGUUCACCGCUUCAUGUCAUCUUCAAAGCAUAUUUUUUUUAGGAGAGAUUGCUAGUUUUUUAUUAUAAUCAAGUUCUGGGGGUCUAAGGUGGGCUCGUAUCCACGCAACUGCAGGCUGCUAACGAGGCGAAAAAAUGUCUCGCAUCUCGACUUAUUUUUCUAUGUACAUGAAGUGCUUUGUUUGGUAGCGGUAACAGGGUGGACUGUUAUUUUGUUCUGUUUAUUUGACAUCAUAAGCACCUUCGAUUUGCAAAGCUUAACGCAGAUUCAUGUACCAGUUUCACCAGCACCUUUGAAAUGCUCUUGACUGCUGGUUUUCAUGUGCACCUUUUUGCAAGGUGUCGUUCAUAUUAUAAACAUACAUUUUGAGAAAGUGAACUCUUUAAAUGGCGUAUUGUGUAAAUGCAACUGUAUAAUAAAACUAAACGUUUAUUCUUAAUGCACAAUGAAUGUAUUGACUAAUCUAGCGGCGUUACUACAAAGUUUUUGACUUUUGUGAAAUCUUCAAUUUUGAGGAUGUUUACAAACAGGCGAUUAUUUGUCGUACAGUGUUUGUAUUUGCUUAAGCUACGACAUUUGAAUUAUUGACUUCAAGGACGUUUCAUGAAUGGGUGAACUAACCUGUAACCUUUCUAUUUUAAUGCAUUUGCCGUUUGAUACAAUUUUAGUUUCUUGUUAAUAGCCGUAAUCUGUUUUUCAGCAUUCCAUAAGGUGUUAUGAUCUUAUGUGUAUAUACAUUUUGGGAGAAUCUUGUUUUUGAUUUGAGUAUUCUACCUCUUUGAUAUAUCUGCUGUAAACAACUCUUUUGCUUAUAUAAAAGUAUAUAUAUUUUUGACACUGUGUGUAAAAACCUAACAAUAUUACUGUAAACGAGCAUUUUGCUUUUCACAAACCUAGUAAAUGAACUUUAAAGUACAAAACAGUGGCUUGCAUGUUAUUUUAACCAUGUAAACAGGCUUUCAAAGACCGGAACCGAAUAAACACGUAUACGUGA